AUGGCCAUUAGAUACAUCAUUCUCCUUUCCCGACAGGGUAAAGUCCGGCUGUCUAAAUGGUUUACAACCUUGCUACUCAAAGAGAAAAAUAAAAUCAUCAAAGAGGUUUCCCAGCUCGUACUCUCCCGCCGAACGCGGAUGUGUAACUUUCUGGAAUACAAAGACACCAAAGUCGUCUACAGGAGAUACGCAUCGUUGUUUUUUAUUGCUGGAACUGACCAGAAUGAUAACGAGUUAAUUACAUUGGAGAUCGUCCACCGGUAUGUCGAACAGAUGGACAAGUAUUAUGGAAAUGUCUGUGAACUCGACAUUAUCUUCAAUUUUCAAAAAGCGUAUUUUAUACUCGAUGAGCUGCUUCUAGCGGGGGAACUUCAGGAAUCGAGCAAGAAAAAUGUCCUCCGAUGUAUCAGCCAGCAAGAUAGUCUUGAAGACAUGGAGGUCGAAGAAGAUACGAUAACUAAACUUAUGGGCGGUUAA
Molecule: messenger RNA, 477 nt
Organism: Orbilia oligospora ATCC 24927
Lineage: Eukaryota; Fungi; Ascomycota; Orbiliomycetes; Orbiliales; Orbiliaceae
Exons: 5
Coding region: 1-477 (158 amino acids)
Biological process (GO): protein transport; vesicle-mediated transport
Cellular component (GO): intracellular membrane-bounded organelle; AP-1 adaptor complex
Molecular function (GO): clathrin-cargo adaptor activity
Source: RefSeq, a predicted model, not a curated record